Messenger RNA from Tigriopus californicus, 1603 nucleotides. RefSeq lists its product as uncharacterized. The record is from RefSeq and is a predicted model, not a curated record. Lineage: Eukaryota; Metazoa; Arthropoda; Copepoda; Harpacticoida; Harpacticidae. Gene Ontology annotation, molecular function: protein binding. The coding region runs from base 99 to 1415 and encodes 438 amino acids. The transcript is spliced from 5 exons.
UUUUAACCUUUCAAUUCAAAGCUUGACCCCCAAACAACUGAAUCUUCAAAGAAUAACCACAAAUUCCGGACUCUAGCAUUAAUUAUUCGUUGAAACACAUGUGUAAACUAAUCAGUUUGAGGUCGGGACAUAAAUACAAGACGUGGUGGUAUAUUCACUUAUUCAAUAUGAGUUGGUGGUGUGUUUCUGUGUUUUGGAUCCUAAUUGGAUUCCACUCAGUCCAAGGAUGUAUGGAAACCCAUGUCCGAUGUCUCAAGAGCUACCAAUGGAAGUACCGAACCCACCGAACGUUCCACCAUAUUGAAACCGCCGAGAGUUGUCAAGCUGCGUGUUCCAAGUACGGUUCUCGGGUCAACUACUUCACGUUUGACGUGUCCAUUCAUGCUUGCAUGUGCAUUGCCAAUUGCUUGAUCGAUCGAGGACCCAAGGCUGAAAAUGACGUGACCGGUACAGUCUCGGAUGCAGAUCCAAGUGACCUUUGUGAGGUGGAGGCAAGCCCAGAAUUGAGCAGCCACUUGGUAGUUGGUGUAGAAAAAUCUGGGAAAAUUGAUUUCUUGGAUCUUCCCAACAAUGGGACGGUUAAUUGUACAUUGUCAAACCCGUCAGACAGUUAUAAAACAGCGUUUAGUGUCAUUGAAGAUCAAUUGCAUGCUUGUUCUGCGGACAGAAUAAACGGUACAAGAGCGAUUGUUUGUUGGAAGUUUGAUGGUUUGAAGAAGAUUUGGGAUUUUGUUCAUCACAUGGAUAUUGGACAAUCUCCGGUAUAUGGUAUCUUCCCGACGCCCGAUGGAAGAAUGGUCUUGUUUUUUUACUUUAUAUCAGUGUUUCUGUAUGAUGGAAAAACAAUUAAAGUGGCUGCUCCACCCUUCCCCACGUCCGGGGGCAGAAGCCUUUCUUCCGUUAGUUGUGCAACUGUCAUAUCAAAUGAGGAAUUCGUUGUUGGACUUGGUGGAAAGAACGUGGGAUGGUCUUUUUCCCGAGACCGACACUUGUACAUCUUCAACCUAAAUACAGGGACAAUCACAAAGAGCCCUCAAACGCCAAAUCUUGAAGGCUCAAAGUGCGGAGCAUUUGGACCGCCGGAGAAUCGGAAAGUGUUCAUCUUAGGAGGAAACAUUGAAAAUCCAGAUCCAAACAACAACCGUAUGAUUCCUUACAACGGCACUAUCGUUUAUGACCCCAAGUCACAGGAGUUCACUUAUCCCGGCGAAGACUUGUCCAACACAGCCCAAAUUUGGGGCCAUACUGUCUCUUACAAGGAUACAUUUUUUUUCACUAAUUUAUUAUAUUCAGAAGGUAUUUGGUUAUUUGAUUACAAUAGAACGCACCCACAACUUGUUAAAAAAAUUACCAAUGACCAGCGAGAAUAUCGGUUUUUGUCAACUUUGCCUACAAAAGCCUUGAAUUGCAGUUAAUGUCUCAAGAUCUUCUUCAGUAACGUGUGUUUCUAACAUGCCUUUUGUUCUUUUGAUAUGUGUUCUAGAAAAUAUGAAGAUUGAAUACAGACCCCUAAGCAUCAAUUGGCCUAUUUUGUAUUACUUGCGUGUUUUGAGAGAACACGUGACGGAAGUGUUAACUCUGCCAGUCAUUAAACUGGUAGGCU